This is a messenger RNA of Priapulus caudatus, 793 nucleotides long. RefSeq names its product neurohemerythrin-like. The transcript has 4 exons. Gene Ontology annotation, molecular function: iron ion binding. The record is from RefSeq and is a predicted model, not a curated record. Lineage: Eukaryota; Metazoa; Priapulida; Priapulimorpha; Priapulimorphida; Priapulidae. Bases 82 to 444 code for a protein of 120 amino acids.
AGUCUUCACUCCAGUGCUCCAACCACUCAGUCACAAGUUAUCUUGUCGCGUUCAGAAAGCGCACAAUUAUAUAAGUUUGUCAUGGGUUUCGAGAUUCCAGAGCCAUAUUGCUGGGAUGAGAGCUUCAAGGUUUUCUACGAUUUGGUAGAUGAGCAGCACAAGGGUCUUUUUCAAGGAAUCUUUGCUGUCGCUGAGAAUCGUGCGUGCAAGGAUAGUCUCAACAAUCUAAACAAAGUCUUUGGCGAACAUUUCGCCACUGAGGAGGAAAUGAUGGAGAAAGCCAAAUACGCUGACUACCAUUCACACAAAAAAAUCCACGACGAGUUUGCAGCUAGGCUUGGAAAGGUGGAGAGCCCUGUCUCAGACGACGAUGUAAACUGGGCCAAGAACUGGUUGGUGCAGCACAUCAAAGGGAUCGACCUCUCCUUCAAGGACAAACUGUAGAGGGGUGCAUAUAUAUUCCAUACCCUGCUGACCGUACAAGCUAAUUGGACAAUUAAUGAAGUAGCUAAAGUGUUAUCUUUUAACCUCGGAUAGACAAUACAAUUACACGAACAUUUAAUUUAGAUUGGUACAGAAUAUCAAAGGAAAUUUGUAUUUUAAUAAUAUGUUUUCUGUUUUGGAUAGCACUUAUGAUUGCAUGCAUAUAUAUUGGCACAAUGGUGGGCAAUAAAUACACGAAAUGUAAGAGAAUCACUCAAAACAAAAUUUAUUAUAGUUUAUCGUGUUAUUGUAGUGCGUCGGUGUGUGUAUAAAUUAAUAAAGCUUGACAGGUGAUGAUCAACUCUACGUA